Molecule: messenger RNA, 2316 nt
Organism: Geosmithia morbida
Lineage: Eukaryota; Fungi; Ascomycota; Sordariomycetes; Hypocreales; Bionectriaceae
Exons: 4
Coding region: 1-2316 (771 amino acids)
Source: RefSeq, a predicted model, not a curated record
AUGUCUUACAAGAGGCAUACAAUUGGACGGAUGGGCUUCUUCUAUGACGAGGUAGUCCGCAACGAGAAUCCUGAUGGGACCCCGUUUCCAUCGCACGUCGAGGUUCUCCGGACGUCCCUGCUUGAUUUCCAUCUUGCGAUUACGUUGCCCAAAGUCGUGGAUGGGGAUCCCGCCUAUGCUGCAGCCCGAGACGCCGUGGAAGAAGCCGAUUUAUUGGUCGAGGGCCAUUACAACGAGACCAGAUGGCAGGAUUUCUUCAAGACUAAAUUUUUCAACCCGCUCUCCGAUAACAUCUCUGUAAAGAAGGAUGACCCUCGACGAACCGUUGAAACUCCCGGACCUGACCUAAACUACGACUCGUGUACGUAUUCGUGGACAGGUACCGGGCCAAGUAGUAAUAUUCCACUCAGUUCUUCCAACCAGGACUGGAACAUGUUCCACUUCAAGCGCAUGGAGAAGAUCCCAGAGCAGUUUGACGGCUUUCGACCGCAGAAGUGCCCCAGGCCCGACUACGCCUUUUACCUACCCAUUUACCAUCUAAAGAACGACACGAAAGUCCCAAGGAUCAAGGACUCCAAGGCCCGGAAGUGGAAUGAAACCUCGGAUAACACAAUGUCCGAACUCUUCUCAUGGGACUGCCUCCAGGCCCUGGGCAAGAACGGCACCGGCCUACAGUUCAGCCCAAUGAGGGAACAGACAGCGACUCGAGGCAAGGCGCAGAAGAAGAACAACAACAACAAGAAUGAACGUGAGCCCAAGGACGCCUUCCUGAACUCAUACCCCUGGCUUCUUAUCGAGCACAAGAAGGACAGACAGGUCAGAGAAAAUGUUGAAAGCCAGGCAUGCAACGGCAGCGCAUGCGCGCUUUGCCUCAAUCAGAUUGCGGCUAGAUACGCAAUUCCGCUACCGGAAGAAGCCCACAUCCCGCCCAUCCCAGUCGUCACAACCAUCGGACCAAAUGUCAAGGUAUGGGUCGCCUACUUUGGGACGCAUGUCCGCGCGCCCGGCCGUGAAUCAGAAGAGGAGGAUGCAAAGUGGCGGUACCGCAGGAGAGCCUACUUUAUGCGAGCCAUCUGGGAAGGAGAUAUGACCAAGUUGACUGACAGCAUCAACUUCCGCAUCAUCCUGGAAAAUGCACACACUUGGGCUAUGAGAGUCUUCAAACCCCUCAUGGCCUCAUACAUCACCGCUUGGAAGCGCACAUUUUCCGCUCCGGGCGAGGCAGAGGCUGCCGCGGCAGCCCUUCACCAGCAGAGAGCCGUUGCUAGUUCAAGGAAGGUUACGCCCAUGGUGGAGAGUAUCCUGAGCACCCAGCCAAAUGUCUCCAUGAGCAGUGACGAGGAAGUCGCCAUCACCCCCAUGCUUCUCAGCCUGCUUGUCGAACAAAUCUGCGUCUCCGAGCGCGAAGCUCUGGCUCUCCAGAUAGACCACCUGGUAAGUAAGAGACUGGAGCCUCUAUACGAGAAACUGGGCAUAGAGACCAGGGCCAGAAGUGAGGUGACCCAAGGCACUACGGGCGGAGAGCCCCGAGAGGAAAGCCAGAUCUGGGAGACAACUCUCGAUUUUGACGACUCGGAGGAUGAUGACGGCUUUGAUGACGACCAGGAUCUCACGCUUGAAGGUGGCUCUAUUGGAAGCGAGAAGGGGAAGGGGUUUACCGACAUCAAGGUCCUGGUGACCCCCGUACGCCCUGGGAUCGACAGCUCUCAGAUGCCAAGCCCGUUAGAUGACAGCCCACUUGCAAUGCGUUCGAGGCUCAGCUCAAAGGAUAAGAAAUCCGGGAAUCUUUUGCCGUCUUUUGAAGCGACACGAACCGUUACGGAAGAGCGUCGUGACCUGAGAUACGUGAAGGCAGAUUAUCUGGAAACAACAACCGAGCUUUCCUCGGAAAACACCGCCAAGCCAGAGACUAGGAGCCGUUCCAAAUCCUGCAAUUAUCUGGGUCCAGUCUCCCUCCCCAAGGGUUCACGAUCAUCUGCACCGACACCGGCAGAUGGAACACCCACCACCCGUGCCAGAGCUACCAACAGGACGCCAAAUACGGAGCCAACUGGCAAGCCAUAUAGUCUGAGAGGAAAGAAUGGUAGGUUCAUAUCAGCAAAGAAUUAUGAACUCGAGAAGGCCUUUGAAGCCAUGGAGGUUGCCAGGUUCGAAAGGAAGAAGGAGCAACCUACUAUCACGGAUCUUCUGCAACGAAGCAGUACCUCUAUCGACGAAGGCGACGCCACUCUGGUUGAGGCAGGGGUUCCUGGGAGCCAGGACCCGUUGGGGAAUGGUUACGAAGUGGAACAGAAGGAUCCCGAAGGCGGUACAUAA